AGGGGUGAGGAGGAGUAGGAAGAGGAGGAGGGAGAGGGCGAGGGAGAAGAGGAGGAGGAGGAGGAAGAGGAGGGGGAGGCGGGGGAGAAUGCCCGGAGCCGCCGCCGCUGCCGCCGCCGCCGCCGCGAUGCUCCCGGCUCAGGAGGCCGCCAAGCUGUACCACACCAACUAUGUGCGGAACUCGCGGGCCAUCGGCGUGCUGUGGGCCAUCUUCACCAUCUGCUUUGCCAUCGUCAACGUGGUGUGCUUCAUCCAGCCCUACUGGAUCGGCGACGGCGUGGACACCCCGCAAGCCGGCUAUUUCGGGCUCUUCCACUACUGCAUUGGCAACGGCUUCUCCCGGGAGCUGACCUGCCGGGGCAGCUUCACCGACUUCUCCACGCUGCCCUCUGGAGCCUUCAAAGCCGCCUCCUUCUUCAUCGGCCUCUCCAUGAUGCUCAUCAUCGCCUGCAUCGUCUGCUUCACCCUCUUCUUCUUCUGCAACACGGCCACAGUGUACAAGAUCUGUGCCUGGAUGCAGCUCACCUCCGCUGCCUGCCUUGUGCUGGGCUGUAUGAUCUUCCCUGACGGCUGGGAUUCAGACGAAGUAAAACGGAUGUGCGGAGAAAAGACAGACAAGUACACCCUGGGGGCGUGUUCGGUCCGCUGGGCGUACAUUCUGGCUAUUAUUGGAAUCUUGGAUGCGCUUAUCCUCUCGUUUCUAGCAUUUGUGCUUGGGAACCGACAAGACAGCUUGAUGGCAGAGGAACUGAAGGCAGAAAACAAAGCUGAGUAACUGAAGAAGCCAGAAAUGGAAUGAAAACACAGAAUGGAAAUCAUGGCCUUUUUGAGAAAUUUCUCCAAGUGAAGGGAAAGAGGAACAUGGGGAUCCCUUUAUCAUUUAGAUCAAUGAUUUUUGGCAGCCUUGCUUUACCAGCUGUGGAGCAGCCUGUGUGGGAUUUUGAACGUUAGAAAAUACAGCUGGGAUACAUUUGUUUCAUUCUCUUUUCCAAACAGUGCUAUAGCCCGAGCUUCUUCCAUGACCCUCUGGAUUCAAUAGCGCCCAGCUGCUAGAGCCCUGCUUUGGAGGAAGAAGAGCUGAGAUAGGAAAACUGGCAGGGGCCCUAUCAGGGUGCACCGUUAGGUCUUAUGACUAGAGAAAUGUUGAGCAUCAAAUAAUUCCCGUAAUGUCCUUCACAUACUUUUGGAACAAGAAGAUUGAGGAGGAUCUAGAUUUGUAGUUGCCAAGAACCUGCAAUGAUCCCGAAGCUGCUUGAUUCAAGUAAAACGCGCCCUGCUA
Messenger RNA from Ochotona princeps (American pika), 1279 nucleotides. It is a transcript of the gene LHFPL3, whose product is annotated as LHFPL tetraspan subfamily member 3. Gene Ontology annotation, cellular component: plasma membrane. Lineage: Eukaryota; Metazoa; Chordata; Mammalia; Lagomorpha; Ochotonidae. The record is from RefSeq and is a predicted model, not a curated record. The coding region runs from base 89 to 775 and encodes 228 amino acids. The transcript has 3 exons. Gene Ontology annotation, biological process: sensory perception of sound.